ACGGUGGAGCAUCUCCUCUCUCUCACCCUGCAUGCCUUCCCUCCCCACGUUCUCGACGCCCCGCCUUCCUCCUUCCUCUCACCCCCCCACACACCCCCUUACAUUGCCCGACCCACAUUACCCCCUGCUCUCUCUGCGGGUGGUUGACCCUUGGGUGGUGGAAUGGAGAGUUUGGAAUUAG
Closterium sp. Naga37s-1 is the source of this 181-nucleotide messenger RNA. NCBI's taxonomy places the organism in Eukaryota, Viridiplantae, Streptophyta, Zygnematophyceae, Desmidiales, Closteriaceae. The record is from the annotation of a GenBank genome assembly.